Molecule: messenger RNA, 1109 nt
Organism: Nycticebus coucang (slow loris)
Lineage: Eukaryota; Metazoa; Chordata; Mammalia; Primates; Lorisidae
Gene: MRM3
Product: mitochondrial rRNA methyltransferase 3
Exons: 3
Coding region: 169-837 (222 amino acids)
Biological process (GO): RNA processing
Molecular function (GO): RNA methyltransferase activity; RNA binding
Source: RefSeq, a predicted model, not a curated record
GAAGAUCCUGCUGGAAGGUCGUCGGCUCAUUGCAGACGCUCUCCAGGCUGGAGCUGUGCCGAAAGUUUUCUUCUUUAGUCGUCUGGAAUACAUAAAGGAACUGCCAGUCGAUAAACUGAAAGGUGUCAGCCUCAUUAAGGGAUAUUUGCCAAACCUGACCAUGUUAAGAUGACCUAUCCAAAGACACAGCUUCACCAUUCACUGCCCAUAUUGUUGAUUUGUGACAAUCUCCGUGACCCUGGGAACCUGGGGACAAUUCUGAGAUCUGCUGCUGGGGCAGGUUGCAGCAAAGUAUUACUCACCAAAGGCUGUGUGGAUGCCUGGGAGCCAAAAGUGUUACGGGCAGGAAUGGGUGCACAUUUCCAGGUGCCCCUUAUCAAUAAUCUGGAAUGGGAAACAGUGCCAAAUUACCUGCCCCCUGACACCCGGGUCUACGUGGCUGACAACUGUGGCCUUUAUGCUCAGGCCCAAAUGUCUGACAAAGCCAGUGAUCGUGGCUCAGUGUGUGAUCGGCGAUACCUGAAGUUUCACGGGUAUGAGGAGGAGGAAGAUCUAGAAACUGGCGCUAAGAAAGGCUGGCUCCCUGAACUUGAGGUUCAGAGUUACGACUUGGACUGGACAGAGGCACCAGCAGCUGUGGUGAUUGGUGGUGAGACUUACGGUGUGAGCCUAGAGUCCCUGCAGUUGGCUGAAAGCACGGGGGGCAAGAGGCUGCUCAUCCCCGUUGUGCCUGGUGUAGAUAGCCUGAACUCAGCCAUGGCUGCAAGCAUCCUGCUUUUUGAAGGGAAAAGACAACUACGGUUAAGGGCAGAACACUUGAGCAGGAACAGAAGUUAACAGCUGAGAGGGAGACACAGGAACGAAUUCUUGGUUGAAGAUGUCUUCUUCUCCAGCACAUCCUUAGGAGGCUGGCAGUGGCUUCCUAAGCUAUGUUCAGGAGGCAAGAAGAAGGUGUGAUGCCAUUAUAUGGUUAUCAGAAAAAUAAAAAUUCCCACGAAUUUCUAUUCCAAAAAAAUAACAGAAGUCAAAAUUCUUCCUGACAUCUCCCAUCUGUUUGCCAAUUUUGAUGCUAUAUCUUUUUUUAAAAAAAAUAACACAAAUAGAUGAUC